GUGGCUAUCAAGUCGAUCCGGAAAGACAAAAUCAAGGAUGAGCAGGACCUUGUCCAUAUCCGGAGAGAGAUUGAGAUCAUGUCCUCCCUCAACCACCCCCACAUCAUCGCCGUCCACGAAGUGUUUGAAAACAGCAGCAAGAUCGUCAUCGUGAUGGAGUACGCCAGCAAAGGGGACCUCUACAAUGGGAUCGUUCACAGAGACCUGAAGCUGGAGAACAUCCUUCUCGAUGCAAACGGGAACAUCAAGAUCGCAGACUUUGGCCUGUCCAACGUCUACCAGCAGGACAAACUUCUGCAGACUUACUGUGGCAGCCCUCUCUAUGCAUCCCCCGAAAUCAUCAACGGGAGGCCGUACAAGGGCCCAGAGGUGGACAGCUGGUCCCUGGGUGUUCUCCUCUACAUCCUGGUCCAUGGCACGAUGCCGUUUGAUGGCCACGACUACAAGACUCUGGUCAAGCAGAUCACGAGCGGGGACUACCGGGAGCCCACGAAGCUGUCAGAUGCCUGCGGGCUGAUCCGGUGGAUGCUGAUGGUGAACCCGGAGCGCCGUGCCACCAUCGAGGACAUCGCCACGCACUGGUGGGUGAACUGGGGCUACAAAGUGCCCAUCGGGGAGCAAGAGCUGCUGCGGGAGAGUGAGUCCCCCCUGGCCACGGUGGCAGAGUGGCUUCGCCGCUCCUCCCGGCCCCUCCUGGAGAACAGCUCCAAGGUGCGAUGCUUCUUGAAGCAACACAUCCCCGGCGUGGCCCUGGAGCGGCAGCGCUCCCUCAAGAAGUCCAAGAAGGAGAAUGACGUCUCCCACGUGCUGCAGGAGGUGGCCCUGGCCCCGGAGAACCCCUCCAAGUCCAUCCUCAAGCGGCCCAAGGGCAUCCUGAAGAAGAGAAACUCCUGUGAGCAGAAGGUGCCUGGCCUCGGCCCCCCACCAGCAGCGCCCGUGGGAGAGGCCAGGGGUGAGGAUGGCGAGGUGGCCGCUGCAGGUCUCACCCGGAUCCUGUCCUCCGGGGUGCUGCCUGGCAGCACGGGCAUUGGAGCGGUGCCCACGGUCAUGCCCAAGAAGGGAAUACUGAAAAAGCCCUCGACGAGGGAGUCGGGGUAUUACUCAUCCCUGGAGUGCUGUGAGUCCGGGGAUGUCCUGGACGCGGGGAGCUUGGACCUCGAUGGGAGUGUUUUUGCUGACACCCCCUCCCCAGAGCAGGGUCCCCAGGGUCUCCCUGCCCGCAGGAAAGGCAUCCUCAAGCACAACGGCAAGUACUCCUCUAGCAGCACCGAGCCGGAGAGUCCCCCCGGGCAGGGUUUCGGGGGCUUCGGCGAGUUGGCGGGCUGCGUCUCUGCCGACAGCCUCCUCCGGCUGGAAGAGGAGGAGGAGGUGGAGGAAGGGCGCAGGCUGCGCCGCUGGACUGUGACCCAUUGCCGGAGCCCCCUGGGAGAGAGCAGCUUGUCCCUGGCGGGCUGUGACAAUGUCACCGAGGUCUACCGGCGUGCCGUGGCCAUCAGCAUGAAGCUGAGCUGA
Messenger RNA from Leptosomus discolor (cuckoo roller), 1512 nucleotides. The record is from RefSeq and is a predicted model, not a curated record. NCBI's taxonomy places the organism in Eukaryota, Metazoa, Chordata, Aves, Leptosomiformes, Leptosomidae.